Messenger RNA from Lampris incognitus (smalleye Pacific opah), 3333 nucleotides. It is a transcript of the gene sacm1lb, whose product is annotated as SAC1 like phosphatidylinositide phosphatase b. Gene Ontology annotation, cellular component: endoplasmic reticulum. The transcript is spliced from 20 exons. The coding region runs from base 1 to 1761 and encodes 586 amino acids. Gene Ontology annotation, biological process: phosphatidylinositol dephosphorylation. Gene Ontology annotation, molecular function: phosphatidylinositol-4-phosphate phosphatase activity. The record is from RefSeq and is a predicted model, not a curated record. Lineage: Eukaryota; Metazoa; Chordata; Actinopteri; Lampriformes; Lampridae.
AUGGCGACUACGUACGAAAGCUUUAGUUUGUGCACUACACCAGAGAAGUUUUACAUUGAGGCUUGUGAUGAUGGAUCCGAUGAUGUCCUUGCCAUUGACAGGGUGUCAAAUGAAAUGACCCUGACAGUGAGGAAGGACAUCCCUUUGUCCACUGAGAGUAAACCAAUAUAUGGAAUUAUGGGCACUAUUCGGAUGGUAGCAGGCAUGUACCUGAUUGUUAUCACAAAGAAGAAAAAAGUGGGUGAUCUUCUCGGCCAUGCUGUGUGGAAGGCUCUAGACUUUGAUGUAAUCUCUUAUAAGAAGACUAUGUUACACCUGACAGACAACCAGAUGCAGGAAAACAAGGCCUUCCUGUCAAUGAUCCACAGUGUGCUUCACACAGAUGGCUUCUAUUUUGCUACAGACUAUGACCUGACCCACACUCUGCAGCGCCUGGCUAACACCAGCCCAGAGUUCCAGGAGAUGAGCUUGCUGGAGCGGGCAGAUCAGCGCUUUGUCUGGAAUGGUCAUCUCCUGCGAGAAUUCAUCGCACAACCAGAGCUACACAAGUUUGCCUAUCCCGUUGUUCAUGGCUUCAUCAUGAUGAAGUCAUGUUGCAUUAAUGGAAAAGUCUUUGAAUGGAAUAUUAUCUCUAGGAGGAGUUGUUUCAGAGCUGGUGUCCGCUACUACGUCCGAGGCAUUGAUUCAGAGGGCCACGCUGCAAAUUUUGUGGAAACAGAGCAGAUUGUGCAGUAUAAUGGGGGCAAGGCUUCAUUUGUACAGACCCGAGGUUCUAUCCCCUUCUACUGGUCCCAAAGACCUAAUCUCAAGUACAAACCAAAGCCUCAGAUAAGCAAAACAGUCAACCAUAUCGAUGGAUUCCAGAGACAUUUUGAAUCCCAGAUUAUUCUUUAUGGAAGACAAGUGAUUUUGAAUUUGAUAAAUCAAAAAGGCUCAGAGAAGCCACUGGAGCUGGUGUUUGACAAGAUGGUGACCAGUUUAGCAAACAGCAUGAUCAAGUACAUAGCAUUUGACUUUCAUAAGGAAUGUAGUCGAAUGAGGUGGCACCGCUUGCAGAUCUUGGUGGAUAUGGUCGCUGAAAUACAGGAUGAAUUUGGAUACUUCCUGGUGGAUGCAGAUGGUAAAGUGCUGAUGCAGCAAGAGGGGACAUUCCGUAGCAACUGCAUGGACUGUCUAGAUCGAACAAAUGUCGUCCAAAGUCUGUUGGCCCGACGUUCACUGCAGUCGCAAUUGCAGAGGUUGGGAGUCCUUCACGUUGGCCAGCAGAUUGAAGACCAGGCAGACUUUGAGAAGAUAUACAAGAAUGCAUGGGCAGACAAUGCAAAUGCAUGUGCCAAGCAGUAUGCUGGAACAGGAGCGUUGAAGACAGACUUUACAAGAAUGGGAAAGAGGACUCAGUGGGGCAUCCUGAUGGACGGCUGGAACUCUGCCAUCAGAUACUAUAAGAACAACUUCUCUGACGGCUUCAGACAGGACUCCAUUGAUCUGUUCCUAGGAAACUAUGCUAUUGAUGAGGCUGAUAUGACCAUGCCUCUCCAUGAACCCAAAGACUGGAAGUUCCUCACGUUGCCUAUCAUCAUGGUGGUUGCAUUCUCUAUGUGUAUCAUUUGCCUGCUAAUGGCUGGUGACACAUGGACAGAGACCCUGGCCUAUGUCCUGUUCUGGGGCACAGCCAGUGUGGUGACCGCCGGCCUCAUCCUGUUCAAUGGUCAGGACUUCGUAGAUGCACCCAAGCUGGUGCAGAAAGAAAAGAUGGACUGAAUGUGCGCGUGUGGAAAGCAGCUGGGCCCCGCAGACCUUUCUUUCUCCAUCUUAUCCUCCACUACAUCAUCACUUUACCGCCAGCAUCAGAAGGCCUGGAACCUGUACUGAGCAGAGGAGGGACUAUGGAACAUAUUGUGUGCGGGGCAGGAGGAAGGUCCAGUUUAAAACACUAUUCUAAAGCAACUGUAAGGUUCAAAGACUGCUUAUACACUGGGCUGCUGCUGUCCACACUGUUGGCUCAUGUUUUCGAUUGGACGGCCCUGUCCUUAUGUUUUACUGUAUAUACUAAACCUCUUGGGGUCCUGUGAUAGCUUAUUAUGUCCCCAUUUCAAGGAAAAUCUAUUAGAUAGGACAAGGGCAUUGCAGAACUUCUGCUGUGUUGCCAUGCCACAGGCAAACUUUAACAAUGCAAUGGGUUUUUAAAAUGUCGUCUUUUUGUUUACUGUUAUGUGCGCUGUUCACUUCUCUCUCUCUCUCUCUCUCUGCUGUGUCUUACAGGGCAGCUGUUUCAUGUGAUGCUAGCGUAAGUUAGCCAUGAUAUGAAAAGAAUCAGCUAUCCAGUGUUUGAAAACAAUAGAAAAAAAUUACCUGUUUGAUUUGUCACUCAAAUUGUGUACCACCUCCACAAGCCCUCGCUAUAUAGUGCCAUGUUGUUUUCAACACUCACUAUGUGCAUAGAUCAAGAUUUAGGUUGCCACAAAGAUGUCUUUAGUUCAUUUCAGUAAGUCAUGGAUAGAUUUUAAAAUAACCAUGGAGAAAUAAAUGUGUAGAUCAGAGUUUUUGAUGUCCUUCCAGAGGAUUGCUCUUGAAAUGUUCAUUGUGUGACGCUAUCUUUGGUGCUUGAUUGUAUCUAAAACGCUUCAUCCUUUGGCUGCCAAUAGAGUUUUGUGUCUGUGCUGUAGUCUUCCAAACUACCAUAUGAAAGGCUCAAAAUUUGCAAAAAGGAAAGUCAGAACAAUCGUUAGAACAACAAUGAAUACAAUCUGGACUAAUUUUAGCCUCUAAUCAGUUUAAAUCUGAAGAGGGCAAAACUGUGCAAUUCUUAAUCAUUAGAUGAAGGGUCCAUGUUGACUUACACUGAGCAGGACCAAAGUCCCGUUGUUAAAUAAAGAUGACCUUUCAAGGAGAGAGGCGCUGCUGAGUUAUUUCAGUGUUCACCAGAUGGACCACCAUGUAAUCAGGGUUUUUUUUUUAAUCAUAGCGUGGGGUCUCAGGGAUGGUUUUCACCCAUCUACUCUUUCAUUCCACCCCAGCCCAUGUUUUCUGUCAUUGCCCCGCUCUAACAUCUGGUCUCUCUAGCGUUUAUUUGGCUUUACUGAGGUCAGCUGCUGCUGUGAGCUGGUUGAGGGAAAGGCAGGCCGUUUGUACAUAGAAAACAUCAACUACUAUCACAGGACAUCUCUAUGGCACCUCUUAACUGUCAGACUAGCAUUUGCCAUUCUUGUAAACAAAAUAAUGUUUUAUUGAUAUUAUUUCUCUAGCUGAUGUUUAUUUCCACUCUGAUUUUCCAUAUUGGGAGUGACAUUUCUUUCACUUCAAUUGUAGUGGUCCAAUAAUAAACAAGGCAGA